This is a messenger RNA of Adineta ricciae, 231 nucleotides long. The record is from the annotation of a GenBank genome assembly. Lineage: Eukaryota; Metazoa; Rotifera; Eurotatoria; Adinetida; Adinetidae.
AUGUAUUUAGCUGUUCAAAUUGAAAAAGUGCCUCGACCUGAAUUAGUUAAACAUGAUUCGGCUAUUCUUGAUCUUGUUUUUGCCAUGGAUUGCACAGGCUCGAUGGGACCAUAUAUUGAAAGUGCAAAAGACAAUAUUCAUGGUACUAUUGAACAAAUAAUUGCAAAUGAAACGAGUGACAUUCGAUUAGCACUUGUAGAAUAUCGAGAUCAUCCACCACAAGUAAGUUGA